GUAAGCCCCCCACCCUGAGUCCCCGACAUCUGGGUGUUGCUGUGGAACAGAGCAGAGGAGCCCGAGAUCCAGAGUAUUGAGACCCAGCCACCCAGGCCUUGACUGAUCCGCUGAUCCCAGGGCGGGGGGCGCGUCCUCUGCACGACGUCCCCUGCCGACCCCUAGCCCGGCCCUGCUGUCCUCCCACCUUGCUCCUUUCAGAUGCUGAGUCUGCCAGUGCUGGUGCUGCCCCUCCUGGGAAGCCUGGUCCUCGCAUCCCCCCUUUCAGAGCAGGUGCUGGAGCGAGCAGGCAUCGUGGGGGGGCACGAGGCCCCUGGGAACAGGUGGCCCUGGCAGGUGAGCCUGAGGGCUCACCUCGGGUACUGGCAGCACUUCUGCGGGGGCUCCCUCAUCCACCCGCAGUGGGUGCUGACUGCCGCGCACUGCGUGGGACCCGGUGUCACAUACCCUGCGGAAAUCAGGGUGCAGCUGCGGGAGCAGCGUCUCUACUACCAGGACAGGCUGCUGCCCGUCCACCGGGUCAUCAUGCACCCCGACUACUACAUAUUCCAGAACGGGGCAGAUAUCGCCCUGCUGGAGCUCGAGGACCCCGUCAACAUGUCUGCCCACGUCCAGCUGGUCACCCUGCCCCCUGCCUCGGAGACCUUCCCCACGGGGACGCCGUGCUGGGUGACAGGCUGGGGUUAUGUGAGCAAUGGAACGCCCCUCCCGCCGCCGUUCCCCCUGAAGCAGGUCAAGGUGCCCAUCGUGGAAAACAGCAUUUGUAAUAUGCAGUACCACCUUGGCGUUAACACGGGGGACAGCGUACAGAUCGUCCGUGAGGACAUGCUGUGUGCUGGGAACAGCAAGAAGGACUCCUGCCAGGGCGACUCCGGAGGGCCGCUGGUCUGCAAGGUGAGGGGCACCUGGCUGCAGGCGGGCGUGGUCAGCUGGGGCGAAGGCUGCGCUCAGCCCAACAGGCCCGGCAUCUACACCCGUGUCACCUACUACCUAGACUGGAUCCGCCAGUACGUCCCCGAAGAGCCCUGAACCCGGCCCCGGAGCUGCCACGUGGAUGGGUGGAGAAGCCAGCCCCACACUGCCCCACGCCACUGCCCAGUCGGUGUCCUUCUGCCCACCUUCCCUG
Molecule: messenger RNA, 1126 nt
Organism: Ailuropoda melanoleuca (giant panda)
Lineage: Eukaryota; Metazoa; Chordata; Mammalia; Carnivora; Ursidae
Product: tryptase
Exons: 5
Coding region: 202-1029 (275 amino acids)
Biological process (GO): proteolysis
Molecular function (GO): serine-type endopeptidase activity
Source: RefSeq, a predicted model, not a curated record